Molecule: messenger RNA, 4661 nt
Organism: Xenopus laevis (African clawed frog)
Lineage: Eukaryota; Metazoa; Chordata; Amphibia; Anura; Pipidae
Gene: esyt2.L
Product: extended synaptotagmin-like protein 2 L homeolog
Biological process (GO): lipid transport
Cellular component (GO): plasma membrane; endoplasmic reticulum membrane
Molecular function (GO): phosphatidylinositol binding; phosphatidylcholine binding; calcium-dependent phospholipid binding
Source: RefSeq, marked provisional
GGCUGGGGAAUCGGAAGGGAAAGACGCUGGGUGAGUCCCAUGCAGGUGUUGGGCUGAGGCAGGGCUGGAAGAGGGGGCGCAUCUCUCUCUGUCGCAGUUAAUUCACCCCGUACUCCUGCCCCUCUACACCCGGGAUGGCUUCCGAGAGCGGCGCUGAGAAGGGGCCUCCGACUACCCCGGCGGAGAAUGGGCAGCCUGGAGUCCCUAUUGCAGCCGCAGUGGCAGCCGACGAGCAGGGAAUGAUCAGCGUGGAUAUCGCGGGGCUUUUCUAUCAGUUCUCCAAGACUUUUAUCCUCAUCUUCCCCGUGUACGUGCUGGGAUACUUCGGCUUGAGCUUCAGCUGGCUGCUCAUCGCUCUGGUGCUGCUGCUCUGGUGGCGGAGGAAUAAAGGCAACAAGAACUCGCGGCUGUACCGGGCUCUCGCCUUCCUGGAGACCGAGGAGAAGUCCGUCAAGCACCACAUCGCCUCCAUCGACCUGCCUGCCUGGGUACACUUCCCAGAUAUCGAGAGAGCAGAAUGGCUCAACAAAACUGUGAAGCAUAUGUGGCCUUACAUCUGCCAGUUCAUAGAGAAGCUAUUCCGAGAGACCAUAGAGCCCGCUGUGCGGGGUGCAAACGCCCAUCUGAGCACCUUCAGUUUUACAAAGAUUGACAUGGGAUCACAGCCCCUGAGGAUCAAUGGUGUCAAAGUUUACACUGAAAAUGUGGACAAGAGACAGAUUAUUUUGGAUCUGCAGAUAAGUUUUGUUGGAGAAACGGAGAUUGAUUUGGAAGUGAAGAGGUACUUCUGCAGAGCUGGCGUGAAAAGUAUCCAGCUUCACGGCACAAUGAGGGUUAUACUGGAGCCUUUGAUUGGAGACGUACCAAUAGUUGGAGCCCUGUCUAUAUUUUUCCUUAGGAAACCGCUCCUAGAGAUCAACUGGACGGGACUCACCAACAUGCUGGACAUGCCAGGACUCAACGGCCUGUCGGACACAAUUAUACUGGAUAUCAUAUCAAACUACCUGGUACUUCCCAACCGUAUCACGGUUCCUCUCGUCAGUGACGUGCAAAUUGCUCAGUUACGCUUCCCAAUACCAAAGGGUGUCCUGCGGAUACAUUUUCUAGAAGCUCAGGAUCUAAUGUGGAAAGAUACCUACAUGAAAGGUCUGGUCAAAGGCAAGUCAGACCCAUACGGUGUUGUCCGACUUGGCAAUCAGGUUUUCCAGAGCAAAGUCAUCAAAGAGAACCUCAACCCUAAGUGGAACGAAGUUUAUGAGGCUUUGGUACAUGAGCAUCCGGGGCAGGAACUGGAGAUUGAGCUCUUUGAUGAGGACACAGAUAAAGAUGACUUUUUGGGCAGCCUCUUGAUUGAUCUAGUGGAAGUAGAAAAGGAAAGAAUGGUAGAUGAGUGGUUCACUCUAGAUGAGGCCACCAGUGGAAAGCUUCAUCUGAAACUGGAGUGGCUUACACCAAAUUCUACUACAGAGAACCUUGACCAGGUGCUGAAGAGCAUCAAAGCCGACAAGGACCAGGCUAACGAUGGCCUCUCGGCUGCCCUGCUCAUUCUCUACUUGGAUUCCGCUAGGAGUUUGCCUAAUAAUCCAUUAGAAAUUAACCACGACGGCAUGAAGAAGGCUGCUGUUGAAAAGGCUAAAAAGGCUGGAAAGAAAAUCGGCAGCAGCCCCAAUCCCUAUGUGCUGUUCUCUGUGGGUCAUACAGUGCAGGAAAGCAAGGUUAAGUACAAGACGGCGGAACCAGUAUGGGAGCAGACUUUCACGUUCUUCGUCCACAAUCCUAAAAGACAGGACCUUGAAGUGGAGGUUAAAGAUGAGAACCAUCAAAAUUCUAUGGGCAAUAUAAAAAUUCCACUGAGCCAGAUACUUGCUAGUGAAGACCUCACUUUGAACCAAAGGUUCCACCUUAAUAACUCCGGGCCCAACAGUAGUCUUAAAAUGAAGAUCGCACUAAGGAUCCUCCACGUAGAGAAGCCUGUACGUUCUCCUGACGAGCAGCACACAUCCCAAGUCAAGAGGCCUUCCAUAUUCAAAGGGAAGCAGCCACCAACACCCCAAAUGCCUGCACCUUCACCUGCAGUAGCUCACAAACCUCCGCCGACACCCAAAUUAGAGACAAAUAAGAAACUUGAAAAUGGAAAUAAAAGCAGCACGCCCAGUGCCAGCCCCAAGAGGCCGACAGAACUACACAAAAGCUCUUCAAGCCUCUCAGGUUCCAGUUUUACCUACUCACCCCCACACCUACCCACAAAAGAGCCCACGCCUAGCAUCGCUUCAGACAUAUCAUUGCCAGUUGCUACACAGGAACUCCGGGAAAGGCUGCGGCAACUGCAGAAUGGAACAACGCUGGGUCAGUCACCCCUAGGACAAAUCCAGUUAACGAUCCGCCAUAGUUCUCAAAGGAAUAAACUGAUGGUUGUAGUACAUUCCUGUAGGAACCUGAUCGCUUUUUCAGAGGAGGGCUCAGAUCCUUAUGUCCGAAUAUAUUUAUUGCCAGACAAGAGGAGGUCCGGAAGAAGAAAAACCCACGUACAUAAGAGAACAUUGAAUCCAAUAUAUGAUCAAACGUUUGAAUUCAGCGUUUCGCUGGCUGACCUGCAAAGAAGAACGCUGGACGUUGCGGUGAAAAACGGCGGGGGAUUCUUGUUCAGGGAGAAGGGACUUCUAGGGAAGUUGUUGCUGGAGAUCAACACAGAGGACGCAGCAAAAGGAUGGACACAGUGGUUCGAUUUAACAGAAGAUGGAACGAGAGCUGCUGCUUCCAGUUAGGCCCCCAGUCUCCUCCAGAACUAUCCCCAGUCUCUGUACUUGCAGAAGGCGUCGGGCUGACAGAAUGUGUCAAUGUUAUUUUUAUAAAUCCGUGUAUUUCAUUGCUUCACACCACAUUUGUUUGCCUCCCCCCCCUUUUUUUUUAAUGUGUACUUAUGUUUUUUAAAAACCUUUUUUUACAUUAUUUGCAGACCUUGGCAAGGCCUCUUAUUAAGCUGAAUUGUGGCACAAUCAUACCAUGUGAUUAAUCAUGUGCAAUAGGGCCUUCUCAAUGCAUUACCUAAUUGGGAAACCGACAGUUGCUUUUACAAGAUGGGAAAUACGUUUUAGUCGAGUUAGUUGCCGAGUUGUAUAGCAUCACUGUACUCCCUGUAAAUAUGUACUAUUCUCUUUUGUAAUUCUUUUCUUUUUUUUUUUUGUUGCCUCUGCGUCAAUUGGUAUUUUAAUUGUUGUUGUAUUUAGUUGUGUGUGUCCCAGUGAAGCAGCCCCUACAUUGGAGGAGACUGGGCUGGUGAAAUAUGACAAUUGUAACGGUGUCUGAGAUCCAAAACAGCAGCCUAUUACAACCUGCAACAUUUAAAGGGCAAUUAAACCCCUCUAACUACAGUAUGAAUGUAUGCCGUUGAAUGUAAUGUAGCCGAGAGCUCUAUGCAAUGUCUGUAUAACUGUUAGCAGUUCUGCCAAAUUCAACUAGGGAAUUAUCCUAACUCGAUUUGAGUUUUUUUUUAAAAAAAAAUUGAAUUUGAUUUUCGAGAUUUAUCAUACUCUGGUACUUUAAUAAUUCAAAGUCGACUAUUCACCACCUUAAACCUACCGAAUUACUGUUUAAGUGAAUGGGAGAUGUCCCGGGAUCAAUUUGGAGAUGUUUGCAGCCUUCCUGACAUUUGUUUUUUUUCGGCAAAAAAAAACUCAAAUUGAGUUUGAUCGAAUUCGAUUCAAGUUUAAAAGGAGAAGGAAAGCUAUGAAGGCAUUUUAUUGCCAAUAGAUUAGCCGCAAUAGUGCAAGCUAGAAUACUAUAUUUAUUCUGUAAAAUAUUUUACCAAAAAUAAAAAGCUGUAGAAAGCUGUUUGUUUAGGAUAGCAGCUGCCAUAUUAACUUGUUGUGACAUCACUUCCUGCCUGAGUCUUUCCCUGCUCACUCAUAGCUCUGGGCUCAGAUUACAUACCUCCCAACUGUCCCUUUUUCGGAGGGACAGUCCCUCUUUUGACAGCUCAACCCGCAGUCCCUCAUUUGUACUGGAAAGUCCCUCUUUUCUCUGCACUGAACAGCCAGAAAAAGAAACAAAGUUUCUCACUUAAUUGGCUUUUAGCAGAGAGCCCAGAACAGCUAACAGGUGCAAAUCAGAUACUUUGUAACAAUUUUGAGACACAAAAACACAGUUUAGAUAAGGAGAAAUAUUUUCAAACUUUCAUAACCUGCCAAAUUUUGUAAAACAAACAUGGUAAUUAGGGGGUGUGGCCAUAGAAAGGGUGUGGUCAAAAAUUGCUGCGCUACAUGCGGAAAAAAUUUUUUUGUCCCUCUUUUUACUUCCAAAAUGUUGGGAGGUAUGAGAUUACAGCAGAGAAGGGGGGGGGAAGAGGAGCAAACUGAGCAUGCUCACGCCCGGGGCAAGGCGGUUUACGCUGAAAACAGGAAGUCUGAUACAGAAGCCCAUGUGUACACAAUAGAAGGAAAGAAAUUCUGUGUUUAUUUGACAGAGGACUCAGAGCAGCAUUACUUUGAGGGUUUACCGGUUUAUUUAGGUGGACCUUUCCGAUAAAGCUUAACUAAUUUUAACCUUUCCUUCUCCUUUAAAUUCGUCCGAGUUUUAAUCAUUUCAUUAUUUUAUUAAGAAAUUUCGCCAGGUCGAAUUUCUAAUUAAUUUGAAUUGAAUGGAGUUAAAUAAAAAAAAAAAAA